ACACGACUGAAUCACAGCGAUUACCUUCUUUCAAAUGAUCCCAGAGCAAGUCACAUACAAACAAGGAGUCCCAACCUCGCCAAGAACUUCUGCGAAGCGCGAAAGCUUUCUGCAAGCUAUCACACUCAAUUUUCUCUGAAUCCUGUCUUCGAAACGCCCCCUCCCGCAAUCUGGCACCACGCUACCACUUCCGUCCAAGAGCCCUCCACAAGGUUGAGCCACUGUCCCUGACUAUGGCGGCGAUUACACUCUCCCCGGUAUCAGGUCUCUCCGCCGUCAAGAGUGCUUGCCAAACCUGCCAGACUGCCUUUGACAGCCCGGCCGGCCUCGAGAACAACUCGAUGGAAGGGAGCCGUGCCCCUCCUGUCAAAAUAAUCUUGAAGCUCAAGGUCUGCCUAGCUUGCAAGGCAACAUUUGACCGGUACCUCGACCGCAAGACGAGGGCUUACUGGACGAAGAAGAAAUUCCAAAAAUGGGCCGAGACCGUGAUCCAUGUCACAGUCAAGCUCAAAAAAAAGUACAUGGUCAAAUUCCACCGAGGAACAACUCUGAAGUUACGUCAUAGCGGAAAAGUCUCGACCUUGAGAGUUCCAAACCGUUGGACGACUCGCAUCAUCUAAAAGUAACUGUCGAAGCCCAGCAACCACAUCAGAGAGGCCAUCGCUCGAACGUUCAUUUCCCCCCAUGUUACCCAAUCUUUCACUCUUGCUUGGAAUAUCUCCGAACAUCAUCAUACUUUCGAACACUAGAU
Messenger RNA from Hyaloscypha bicolor E, 751 nucleotides. RefSeq lists its product as uncharacterized. The transcript is spliced from 2 exons. The record is from RefSeq and is a predicted model, not a curated record. Lineage: Eukaryota; Fungi; Ascomycota; Leotiomycetes; Helotiales; Hyaloscyphaceae. The coding region runs from base 234 to 620 and encodes 128 amino acids.